GGAGGGCGGCCAUUACACAGCGAGUUUCCCUAGGAAGGUCGGGGGGAAUAGGGAACUAGCUAGCCAAAUUGUUAUGACGGCCAAUCCCUGUAUUUAAAUUAUGUAAUUACGCUGAAAUUGCCUGUUUAAGUGUCACUUCGUACCAGACAGCCUGUCUUUGUUAAUUUUGUGAGGUAUUCUGUUUUAUGUAGAGCUGUUAUUCGCAAGCUAGCAGCGCAGCAUUUAUUUAGCUUCUAGCAAGCUAGCCAACGUUAGCUCCGAGCUAGACGCCGAAAACCCGGCUCUUGCGUCUCUCCGAGGGAAAUUAUACAGCUGAAUAUCGAGCGGAGACGGUACCUAAAUAUAACCAGUGCAGCCUACGCAUUAACGGAAAACAAAGUGAAAACAGUAUCUUAAAAUUUGGUCACGUUCAAAAUGGACGAUAAAACAUUUACCAAGGAAUUAGAUCAAUGGGUUGAACAACUCAAUGAGUGUAAGCAGCUCUCGGAAAACCAAGUGAGGACGCUCUGCGAAAAGGCAAAAGAGAUCCUCACAAAGGAGUCAAAUGUGCAGGAGGUGCGCUGUCCAGUCACAGUCUGCGGAGAUGUGCACGGCCAGUUUCAUGACCUCAUGGAGCUCUUCAGAAUCGGGGGCAAGUCACCAGAUACCAACUACCUGUUCAUGGGGGAUUACGUGGACAGAGGCUACUACUCAGUGGAGACAGUCACGCUGCUCGUAGCAUUAAAGGUCCGAUUCCCAGAGCGCAUCACGAUACUGCGGGGGAACCACGAGAGCAGACAGAUCACACAGGUCUAUGGCUUCUACGACGAGUGCCUGAGGAAAUAUGGCAACGCCAACGUGUGGAAGUACUUUACAGACCUCUUUGACUACUUGCCCCUGACUGCUCUGGUUGAUGGACAGAUCUUCUGCCUGCACGGUGGGCUCUCCCCAUCAAUAGACACACUGGAUCACAUCCGGGCCCUUGAUCGCCUACAGGAAGUACCACAUGAGGGACCAAUGUGUGACCUACUGUGGUCUGAUCCUGAUGACCGCGGAGGCUGGGGGAUUUCUCCGCGAGGUGCUGGUUACACCUUCGGACAGGACAUUUCUGAAACCUUCAACCACGCCAAUGGUCUUACUCUGGUGUCACGAGCUCACCAGUUAGUCAUGGAGGGCUACAACUGGUGUCACGAUAGAAACGUGGUCACCAUUUUCAGUGCGCCAAACUACUGCUAUCGCUGUGGCAAUCAAGCUGCCAUCAUGGAACUGGAUGAUACUCUUAAAUAUUCCUUCCUUCAGUUUGACCCUGCUCCUCGACGCGGAGAGCCCCAUGUCACCCGCCGUACCCCUGACUACUUCUUAUAAACACGCGCUGGCCUGACGAGGGGGGAGCAAAGAGGAGAAUCCUGAAGCAAGCAACAAAGAGACAAAAAUCCCAGUGGUUGCUCGUCUGCGUGUAUAUAUGCACACACAGUGCUGUAUGUCUGUAUAUGUACAUGUGCACGGGGUCUGUUACGACGUGAAAGCACUAACAUGGACCAAAAUGUGCCAUAUAAGCAUUUGAUGCCGAAAAAAAAUUGCCCUGUGUCUAAGUACUUUAACACAGUGUCCCAUUUUAGCCUCUAGUGCAAUUGCCUGCUGUAUACUAUUGAUGGAAAAGUUCUCUCUGUUCUUGAAAUGUACAUUACUCUGAGCAA
Messenger RNA from Alosa sapidissima (American shad), 1676 nucleotides. It is a transcript of the gene ppp2cb, whose product is annotated as protein phosphatase 2, catalytic subunit, beta isozyme. The coding region runs from base 415 to 1344 and encodes 309 amino acids. Gene Ontology annotation, cellular component: cytosol. The transcript has 7 exons. Gene Ontology annotation, biological process: mitotic cell cycle; peptidyl-serine dephosphorylation. NCBI's taxonomy places the organism in Eukaryota, Metazoa, Chordata, Actinopteri, Clupeiformes, Clupeidae. Gene Ontology annotation, molecular function: protein serine/threonine phosphatase activity. The record is from RefSeq and is a predicted model, not a curated record.